Molecule: messenger RNA, 4852 nt
Organism: Eurytemora carolleeae
Lineage: Eukaryota; Metazoa; Arthropoda; Copepoda; Calanoida; Temoridae
Gene: baz
Product: partitioning defective 3 homolog B
Exons: 9
Coding region: 200-4228 (1342 amino acids)
Biological process (GO): establishment of cell polarity; cell adhesion; establishment or maintenance of epithelial cell apical/basal polarity
Cellular component (GO): cell cortex; apical junction complex; adherens junction
Molecular function (GO): phosphatidylinositol binding; protein binding
Source: RefSeq, a predicted model, not a curated record
GAAUUCCAGAAAACAACUGAACAAACAAAAUGGCGUCAGUUUAAAAAAUGUAAACACGGAACUAACCAACAUUCCUCAAAUGCUCAAUUUCUCAUUUUAAAGUUAAAAUUACUAGACAAUUAACAUAUCCGGGUAGAUUUUCUAUUUGCUGUGUCGUGAAAGUUUGAUUUAAAACUCUGGGGGAUGCAACAUCGUUAUCAUGAAGGUUACUGUGACGUUCAGCACGGUGAAGAUCGUGGUUCCCUGCGGUGAUGGAGAACUCACAGUUAGGGAACUAACACAGCUUGCUACCACCAGGUAUAAGAAAGCUACAGCUAAACCACGCCAGUCCUGGGUUAGCGUCCACAGUUUAAAAGCUAAGGAAGGUGGUAUCUUAGACCCAGACGAUCGUCUGGUCGACGUCUGUGAUGACCGGGAGCAGCUUAUCGCCUUCUAUGACGAGGAAGGGAUACCACAAGGCGGGGAUGGAAUGUCUGCUAGUUCGGACGAGUCCGAAACCAAUUCUGGAUACAGCAGACACGACAGCGAGGGGUUCAAUGAUCCAAGUGGUAAUUCACUACAAGUGCGGAGAGGAAGUGAACCUGCUUUGAAUCGUAUUCAAGGUUCAUCAACGCAGGACGGAGGGUAUUAUGAUGAUCAUUCUAAACGGUGGAGCGCAGCUGUCAUGAGCCGCGACAUUAGAUGUAGUAAAAAUGAUUUAUCUGUUAUAGAUGAAGCGUCGUUCUUUAGUGAAUCCAACCUGGAUCCCAGGAAACUAUCACCACUUCCACCUCCGUUCGAAAGAGGACGGGGCUCUGGAGCUGCCAGGGAUUCCGACAGACCAACCCCGUUCUCUCGAGACUCCAACCGAUUGUCUAUUCAAAUAGGGCAUGAAGAUAGUAGAUGGCUGGAAGCUGCAGAGAAAGCUAACCAGGCCAAAUCAUUAACAAAUCUUCAAUCUCAUGAACAAAUAUUUCACGAACGUCAACAGAGAUCAAUUGAUGCAAAAAUAGAAAUGUUUGAAAAUGCUAGUCAAAGAAAAGAACCUCUGGGAGGAUCCAGCCCUCCCCACCCUCCUCCUUCUCAAAUAAACCUAGAAAACUUGACAAGAGUUGUAAUUCAAAAUGAAAUUGGACCUCUUGGUAUACAUGUUGUUCCCAGUGGAGAUCCGUCUAAUCCUGGAUUAAUUAUCCAAGGAAUAGAACCCGGUGGCCGGAUAGACCGGGACGGUCGUCUAGCCGUCAACGAUAGAAUUGUCGAGAUCAAUGGCUACACACUUAUAGACCUUCCGUUUAAUAAAGCUCAGGAAAUAUUUAAGGAAGCAUUGUUUGCGAAGAACCUAGAGCUGUUGGUUGAAAAACUUCAGUCUGAGUUAGAUCAAGAAAACAUGAUAAAUUCUGAAUAUUUUAUGUCAGAUGAGAAUAAAGAGAACAUAGACAAUGAAAAAGAAGGAUUCGGAAGUCUGGCAAGAAGAUAUGCCCCUGGCAGCAAGCUCACCAGUGCAGUACAAGCAGCUAAUACUAGAAAACUUGGGAGAAAGAUAUUAAUAAACCUAGUUAAGGGUCCUCAUGGAUUAGGCUUUAGUAUAACCACACGAGAUAUUCAGUCCGGUGGUGUAGCUCCAAUCUAUAUCAAGCACAUCCUUCCUAAGGGAGCCGCUAUAGAGAAUGGUCAACUGAAACCCGGAGAUCGUUUGCUUGAAAUCAAUCAACUCUCUGUUGACGGUAAAAGUCAGGUUGAUGUUGUUGCCAUGCUCAGGAAUAUCCCCCAGCAGGGACAGGUUGCUCUGCUGGUCUCUAGACAGGAGAGGGUUGAAGAGAUUGAACAAUGUAAUACUCUGGAUAGAAAAGAAAUGACUAGAAAUACUCCACUGAACCCCUCCUUUGCGAUGGAAGAUACAAACAGUUCAUCUAAAAGCAGUACAGUUCCCAACAGCGAAGAAUCUGAGGAUUUCUCCUCAAUUUCUCCAGACCUUCAAAUGAACAAAGAAGGAGAAAUUGUUUUUCCUUGGAAACAUCGUGAAAUUCUUACUUUAGAUAUUCCUGUGCAUGACACGGAGCGUGCCGGUCUCGGAGUGUCUGUCAAGGGAAAGACAACUGGAGGAGGCACGAAGGGUAUCGUUGAUCUUGGGAUAUUUGUCAAAAACGUGAUAAACGGCGGCGCCGCCUCUCGAGACGGUCGUUUGAAGACAAAUGAUCAGCUAGUCAAUAUUAACGGUAUAUCUCUACUUGGCAAAGCAAAUUGUGAUGCCAUGGACACACUAAGGCGAGCAAUGCACGAAGAAGGUCCGACACCCGGAGUUAUUACACUGACAGUUGCCCGACGGCUAAAUGUUGGAUCUUCAAUGAAUUCAAGUAUGCGAUUAAGAAGUACGGGACGGGAAUCUGUUACUAGCAUGUUAACCUCUAGCUCGGGAGAUGAUAGCUUUAGAGAGCACAGGAUUGGCCAGGACAGUUUGAAUAAAAGCGGGUUAAAUAACUCCUCCUUAAACGAUACAUCCAUAAUGUCCAACAAUGAUACAGUAAUUUAUGUAGAAAAACCUAAAACCGCAGUAUUUGACAACUUUAUAGCUCCUGCUGUACCAAGAAACCCAGUAGUAGACAGAUUAAUGGGACGGAAGGAUAAACAGGUGGAUGCGGGUCUGAGAAACGAUAGUUACUACAGAGCAACAGGGCACGAUACGUGGAAUGCAACCCAGCUCAACCUCAUGGAUACUACUGAUAGUAAAUUUCAAAGUCCGACCGUUCAUCAGGUUCCUGGAGAAACUGUUAUGAUUGAACAGUACGUUGAAGGAAAUAAAGUAACAGCUAACUCAAAAUUUAACAGACCCCACUCUCCGGAUGGUUGCGAAGGAGCUUCUGAAAAGGACUCUGAUAUCACCGUUACUGAUGUAGCAUACGCAAGUCAGACAUCUCUAGAGGAAGCGUCGUUUGCUUUUGCUCGUGAUCAGCCAGGUCGUCAGUCGAUGAGUGAAAAACGUCAUGCAACGCUUGAUGCUAAAUCCACGGACACGUAUCAGAGAAAUAAGAAAGCAAGACAAGAGAGAGAACAGACUACUGGAGGAAUCAUCGGUCCAAUGUUGGGUAUGAAGAAGUCCAGCAGCCUGGAGUCCCUGCAGACUAUGAUGACAGAGAUGAAGAUGGAGAGUGGAAAGCAGGCGAACCGUGUGAAGACGAGUCGUGUGGUUCGAGGACGAGGUUGUAAUGAAAGUUUCCGAGCUGCUGUAGAUAGAAGUUAUGAGGCCCAAGAUAAUGAGGAUCAACCAGAUCCUGAGAUUAUUGAUACCUUCGACCGCGCUGAAUACCGACAGUCAGGAAGUAGUCUGGAUUCUAACAACGAUAAGAAGAAGAAAAAUCAAAAGCUGUUCAAAGGUUUUGGCAUGUUCAAAUUUGGAAAACAACGUGCUAAGAGCACUGAUGCUAUGCGGAGUAGCGGUAGAAAAACUCCUACUCCAAUACCUGAACGAGAUCACUCCUCCUCCCGGAAGACUCCCUCGGAAGAACUGGAUCGGAAGGACGAGGAUGCUAGAGAACGAAUGCUGCAUGAGCAGGCAAAAAUUCAGCAGCACUACAAGAGAUUACUGCAGCAGAGACAAGAAUCUGAGAACUUUGAUCCUCCAGCACAAGAAGAGAGAUCCGAGAGCGUGUAUAGUGGUGAACCUGCUCUGCCCGCUAGUCUAGCUGCUGCGCGUCCAGGGAGUAGAUCUGGAAUAUCGGGAACCGCGACAGAUCCUAGGUUCGCAAACUAUGAAGAGAUUCAGAGGCAUUUAAAUAGACGACAAGCACAAUAUCAUUCACAGAGAAGAGAACACGCUACUAGGUCGGAGAGACCUGUCUCUAACUUUUACGAGUAUGAAUCCGUCCAGUCCGCCAUUAAUCAUGGUCGUCAGCAUAGUGGCGGCUUCCAGCAUCCUAGUGGACACCCAUCAUUCCCUCCGAGUAGGGCGGAGUUUUCUCCGGUCCGUAGUUCAGGGCGGAGACCUCAGAGCAGAAUAUAUCUACCAAACGAAGGUCCACGUUUAAGUGUAGCUCCUCUACCUAGCUCCAACUUUCAGUUCUCCGGUAGUAAGGACUAUGAUGAGUACAGAGGAGGAGAGAUGGAAGAUCCCUAUGCCAGGGUUCUAUAUGGAGCUGAGAGAGUGAGAAACCAAAGGUUUCCAACUUCUCAGUCAACCUCUAGACUACAGUCACACCAAGUGCCAAAGCUGAAUGGCUAUGUCCCGUCCCUUCCUCCUGGAUCCAAGGUUUGAAACUAAGUGGCCUUCAGACGAAACUACAUUCCGUUCUUCAUCCUCGCUGUACAUGGAUCUAAACCAUCCUUUCAUUUAUUCAUCAACUCAUAGAUUCAUUCAUCCAUACAUUUAUUCAUCCUAUUGUAAUAUUGAUAUUAAGUAAAUCCUUGAUUCUGAUCAAAUGGAAAAUUAAAAUAUUUAAAUCUAAUAUUGCCUUUUAUUAGCAAUCCAUGCAUUUUAUACACAGCGAGGUGCCUUAGCUAUAUUUUUAUAAAUGCUAGUUCUCCACCUUGACGUAUUGUGAUCUUUCCAUGAAAGAAAAUUUUUUAUAAUAUUUUCUACUCCGAGUAACGUAUUUGUUUGUAAAAUUAAGAAAAACGAUCAAACCUGAUUUUUUUGGUAAUCGAAUGUAUUUAUAUUGCGACGAUAAUAUCUGAUAAUUUGUUACAAUUUUUACCUAUUUAUUUGACCAAUUUAAGGUUUACACUUUUAUUCCUCGCUACGGGAUGAUUUGUUUCCUGUAUCGCGCCCUGACAAUCCAGUAAUCUGUAAUACGUCUGUAAUAUGUAAACUGUAAUCUGUACCUAGCCUGUUACUGAUUUCUUUGCAAUCACACGCAAAUAUAUCUUGAACUAAAAAUAA